This is a messenger RNA of Racocetra persica, 2271 nucleotides long. The record is from the annotation of a GenBank genome assembly. Lineage: Eukaryota; Fungi; Glomeromycota; Glomeromycetes; Diversisporales; Gigasporaceae.
AUGCCUAAACAUUUGAAAUGUCAUAUGGUAACAUAUACGCUUGUGUACCUUCUAGUUCUGGGUGAAUAUAGAUCUAUCAAUGGGUCUAAUAACGAUAAGAACAAUUUAGGAAUGGCAAACAUGUCAUUCGUUCGUGAAAAAAUUACUACAUAUUUCUACUACAAUAAUACAAACUUUACUAUGAUACUUACUCCUGGAAAUUAUGAUAUUCCUCUUUUGCCUAUAAACUGUGCAGACCCAUUACCACCACAGAAUUUCCCGUUGCCUAGAUGCGUUAGCAAUAAACUUCAUUCAUUUCAAUUAAAGCCGCAAGAUUCUUAUAAUUUGACACAAAUGUCUCGGUUUAAAUCGAAAAGAAGAUAUAAUCCUUUUCUUGGCCCAAAUCUAACAAUUACUCAACAAAGUUUACCAUUCAAUCGUUCAUCAGGAGCAAAUUUCUUAGCAAGAAAUCAAGGCACUCCUUUUCUUGACGCGUCACAAAUUUAUGGAAUUACAGAUUGGAAGCUUCGUAUGAUUCGCGAUUACGGAAACAAAGGAAAAAUGAAACUUGAUACAAAAGGGAUAUCUGAUGAUUUUGCUUUUGGUUAUCCACCAAAGGAUCCACUUACUGGCGAUUACAUAUAUGGAUAUACCCCAAACAAAAGUAGAAAUGCUUUCACAGAUAUGCUAUUCACUAUUUUUUUACGUGAACACAACCGAAAAUGUGAUGAAUUAUUUGCGAUUAAUCAUGCCAAUUGGGAUGAUGAAAAAUACUUUCAAGAAGCGCGAAAAUGGGUUAUUGCACUCAUACAAAAAAUAACCUUUUAUGAGUAUGUUGGUAUUCUAUUGGGUGCUCCAUUACCUGCAUAUAAAGGUUAUAAUGCAAGCCUACCACCAGUAAUUGACUCAUUCUUUGCCACACAAUGCGUUAUGGCCACAGUGAAUGACGAAUAUCCAAUUGUUGAUAGUAAUGGAUAUACAACCCAUAUUUUGAAAUUAAACCAGCUUCAAGAAUCUCAUUUACUUGAAAAGUAUGGUGUUCCAACGCUUGCAGCAUCAUUGUCUCUUCAAAUGCAAGAUGAAGUGGAUAUAUUUAUUGCUGAUCAGAUGAGAUAUUUCUUGUACAAAACCGAGCUCAUGGAUAUAGCGAGUAUUGAUAUUGCAAGAGGUCGCGAUCACGGUGUCCUAUUAUAUAAUGAUGCCAGAGAAGCGUUUAAUUUAAGUAGAGCCAAAACUUGGUCUGAUAUCUCAUCUGAUCCACUUACGCAACAACGUUUACAAGACGCAUAUGGCUCCGUUGAUCUAGUUGAAGCCUUCCCGGGUGGUCUUGCCGAAGAUCAUGUUAAUGGUUCAAAUCUUGGUCCUCUAUUUUAUGCUAGUUAUGCGGAUCAGUGGACUAAAAUACGCGAUUUUGAUAGGCUUUGGUAUGAAUCACCGGAAGCUGGAUUCACACAAGAUGAAAUAGAUACAAUUCAUAAUACAACCUUAGCAAUGGUAAUUAAUCGUAAUAUGCCAAGCUACGCAUCUAUGCCACAAAACAUAUGGAUAGUUCAACCUCUCGCUGUUCCCAAUGUUACCACCACAACGAAUCAAUAUCCACAAUUUAACGUUUUAAGAUUUUCCAACACAUAUCAAGUUCAAUGGAGGAUUGAUGGUCCCGACAUUUACUUACUAAUGACAAUGCAAAGCACAAAUGCUUGGUUCGCCAUUGGAUUCAACCCGUCAGAUAAUGGCAUGACGGAUGCUGACAUGAUAAUUGUAUCAGUUAAUUCUUCUUCAAACGUAAUCGUUGGUGCUUACAAAUCCACUGGUUACCAACGCCCUACUGAAGUCGAUAAUAGUUUUAUUACUGUUUUGAACAAAACAAUUAUUGGAGGGUACACUCAAGUGGAAUUAAAACGUCCCCUUAUAGCACCUAAUAAAAAACCAAUUACUGACUCAUCGACAAAAACAAUUCUCGCUUUCAAUCCAAAUAGUUAUCAACUAAAUUAUCAUGGCGGAAAUCGAGGACUCAUGCUAGUUAAUUUCUUUACAGGACAAAGUAGUCCUUUUUCUGGUACUAAUGUUGUACAAAGUGGAAAUAUGCAAUUGUGUCAUGGAAUUGGAAUGUUUUUAAUUUGGUGUGUUUUAUUCCCAGUAUCGAUAUGGAUAGUAAGAUAUACGAGACAUAAAGAUACAUACAUGUUUGAGCAUCGUAAUCUUCAAAUCAUUGGUGGAGUUUGUGUUGCUGUGUUCGGUGCCGUAGCUAUGUCAUCGGUUACGGUACAAUUUAGAGUUCCUCAUGGAAUGUAA